This is a messenger RNA of Asparagus officinalis (garden asparagus), 1779 nucleotides long. RefSeq names its product serine decarboxylase 1. Gene Ontology annotation, biological process: carboxylic acid metabolic process. The transcript is spliced from 6 exons. NCBI's taxonomy places the organism in Eukaryota, Viridiplantae, Streptophyta, Magnoliopsida, Asparagales, Asparagaceae. The coding region runs from base 179 to 1603 and encodes 474 amino acids. Gene Ontology annotation, molecular function: pyridoxal phosphate binding; carboxy-lyase activity. The record is from RefSeq and is a predicted model, not a curated record.
CGUUACUUUCCGUACCCGCAUCUACUUUAUGACCGUGCUCUUCCUGCGCUGAGCUCCGUCCUCUCUCGCCCACGUUCCCGCCGCCUAAAUUCUCUCUCUCAGCCUCCGAUCUCGCCGCUCGAGAACUCCUGCGUGGAAUUAGGGGCAUCUCAUUGUUAAACUCUUAACGAUCUCAGCGAUGGUUGGGAGCUUGAACGGAUCGUCGAUGGAUCUGAUCCAAAACGCGGAGCCUUUGCCGGAGGAGAUCGAUCCGAAGGCGAUGCCGUUGGAUCUGAACGGAGAAUCGGACGGUGGCCGCGGCGGCGGCGGCAAGAGUCGGCAGAUCGUUCUAGGGCGAAAUGUGCACACGUCGUGCUUUGAGAUUAGCGAGCCGGAGGACGACGACGAGGUCACCGGCGAGAGGGAGGCGUAUAUGGCGGGAGUUCUCGCGAGGUAUAGGAAAUCUCUGUUGGAGAGGACUAAGCAUCAUUUAGGUUACCCAUACAAUUUGGAUUUUGAUUAUGGUGCUCUGGGCCAGUUGCAACAUUUCUCGAUCAACAAUCUCGGUGAUCCCUUCAUUGAGAGCAACUAUGGUGUCCAUUCCAGGCAGUUUGAAGUAGGGGUUUUAGAUUGGUUUGCUCGCCUCUGGGAAUUGGAGAGGAAUGAAUAUUGGGGUUAUAUAACUAAUUGUGGUACAGAAGGAAAUUUGCAUGGUAUUCUUGUUGGGAGAGAGGUUUUCCCAGAUGGUAUUUUAUAUGCCUCUAAGGAGUCCCAUUAUUCUGUUUUUAAAGCAGCAAGAAUGUAUAGAAUGGACUGUGUUAAGGUUGGUACUUUGAUGUCUGGUGAGAUUGAUUGUGCCGACUUUGGAAGCAAACUCCUCUUGAAUAAGGAAAAACCAGCCAUUAUAAACGUCAAUAUUGGAACAACGGUGAAGGGCGCGGUUGAUGAUCUUGAUAUGGUUAUAGAGACUCUCGAGAAGAAUGGAUUUAAGGAUCGGUUUUACAUUCACUGUGAUGGUGCUCUGUUUGGGCUUAUGAUGCCUUUCGUCAAACGGGCACCAAAGGUUUCAUUCAAAAAGCCUAUCGGAAGCGUAAGUGUAUCUGGCCACAAGUUCGUUGGAUGCCCUAUGCCUUGUGGAGUGCAAAUAACAAGAUUAAAGCACAUAAACACCCUUUCUAGCAACGUAGAAUACCUUGCUUCUCGUGAUGCCACAAUCAUGGGAAGCCGAAACGGUCAUGCCCCGUUAUUCCUCUGGUACACCCUGAACCGAAAAGGCUACCGAGGGUUUCAGAAAGAAGUCCAAAAGUGCUUAAGAAACGCCCAUUACUUAAAAGACCAGCUUAGAUCUGCAGGAAUCGGUGCAAUGCUCAAUGAGCUCAGCAGCACCGUGGUGUUUGAGAGGCCUAAGGACGAAGAAUUUAUCCGAAGGUGGCAGCUUGCUUGUGAGGGGAACAUAGCUCAUGUUGUUGUGAUGCCGAGUGUUACUAUCGACAAGUUGAAUGAUUUUGUGAGCGAGUUGACGGAGAAAAGACUGGCCUGGUACCGGGAAGCUGACGUUCAAGCUCCUUGCGUUGCGCGGGAUAUAGGGGAGCACAACUGUUUCUGUGCUCUUCACAAGCAGUAGUGAUGGAGCAAAUAUCGACAGCUUCUGUUUGCUUCGUGUUGUAGGUUGAUCUUGUAAUAUGUUGUGUUUGCCUAUUUAUUUCGUUGGACUCUUUUGGUAGGAGAAUAAUUGCAUGCCUUAAACCGAUCGUCUAUAUAAAAUAUUGGUAUAUCUUUAAAGCCUGCAAUUGGAUAGGA